CGUGCGCUCGAGGAAUAUCAAUCCGCGUUGAGCCUGGCGCAGCAGACGAUGGGGCUCACAAACGAGACGACAUUGGCGAUCGAAAAAAACAUGAUGCGCUUCCUCCAAGCACACAAAAUGGUCGAGGCCGAGAGCUGCCGAGUUUCAACUGCAGGGCACAUUUUUAGAGGUUCCAUCCGCGGUGGAAGGUUGUCAGUGCACCAGGCGCGUCAAAAGUCCCCGUUGAGCCAAUCCAAGCACCCCGAGCUGGAGCCCAAAGACAUCUUUCCCCACCCCUUUGUGCUCAGCGCGGCAGAUCCCGUGGUACAACGAAAAGUUAAUGCAACACCCAUGUACCAUCCUCCACGGGUUCAACGGAGGUCCCCGGCGUUGUUGGCAUCGACAAAAAGGCUCCCCUUAAAAAAGGAUGAGCCGGACCACACGUAUUCGCAGGUUCGAAAAGAUCAAAGUUUUGUUUCCCGAUCGACGCCGCCACGACGACAAGAAACCCAGCGAAGGCAGACUCCGCCGAAACCAUCCAGACUACCGCCUGUUGCAUCCUCUUUUCAGGGACCUGCGCGCAACUCCAAUCUCACGGCGCCAGCAGGGAGGAAUCGAAAUGGUCAGGAGGGCGGUCGAGUUACGCCGAAGCAAAGCGCGGUGACACCACCGAUGAGAAAGUUAUCCACGAUUCCACUGCCUGGGAUUUCUUCGAACACCAAAGGUUUUGGCAACUCUGCAACCGGCAAGGGCGUGCCAGUUGUAAAAGGCUCUCACAAGGUUUCUGCACCUUUAUCCAAAACGCCUGCAAGGUCGACUGCGGCUAACCCGACGACUCCCCAGUUCAACAGACACUCCACAAAUGCAGAUGAUGCACGCAGCCCGUUGAGAAGACACCCUGCAAACGCAGAUGAUGCACGCAGCCCGUUGAGAAGACAACCUGCAAACGCAGAUGAUGCACGCAGCCCGUUGAGAAGACACCCUGCAAACGCAGAUGAUGCACGCAGCCCGUUGAGAAGACAACCUGCAAACGCAGAUGAUACACGCAGCCCGUUGAGAAGACAACCUGCAAACGCAGAUGAUACACGCAGCCCGUUGAGAAGACAACCUGCAAACGCAGAUGAUGCACGCAGCCCGUUGAGAAGACAACCUGCAAACGCAGAUGAUACACGCAGCCCGUUGAAAAGACACUCCGCAAAUGCAGAUAAUGCACGCACUGGAUUCUCCAGCAGCAAGAUUUCCCCGAAGUACUCAAAGAAGGAUUCCAUCAUAACCAGCCCGGUGGACCGUGCAAAGCCAUUGGCCAGCAACGUUCCGUCUGCGGUACAAUCGAAAGCACCCCGUUCUGUACCAACUCAGGCGAAGUCAGCCGUCCACGCGGAUGACCGAUCAAGGAAUUUGGGCACUGGAGUUGGUCACGCGAAGUCGGCUGCUGAGUCAUCCGCAAGAGCAUCGGUUGUCUCCCGUGGCUUACCGCGCAGGGCGGAGUUGGACAGGGAGGGCAGGACAAGCACGUACAGGGCUUCUCUAGAACGUUCCCCCACCGCCGCAGAAUCCGUACCUCGGGAGGGAAGAGCAUCUCGAGUGCGGUUGCUGGGGAAUAAUCUUAUUUCUUAUAUGGCAGAUCGCCUGGAUAUGCUAUUGGUGGAUGAGGAGGAACUGGAGCGAAAACAGGCGAGUGCAUCGAUUAUUCAGCGCGCGUAUCGUGUUUACAGGGCUCGUAAGCUUUUGAAGGACAUGCGGGAGAACCGCGGAAGCAAUCAUGUGCUGCGUGAAAUUGGAAGGGCGAUGGCGACUCGCAAAAUUCAGAGAUGGUUCCGAAGACGGUUACACGCAAGAUGGGGGACUCGCCGGCGUGUCGCAAAGCGGGAAGUUCUUGCCAGUGAACAACAUAAGGCGGCUAUACGCAUCCAGAGUAAGGCUCGAGGCUGGCUUGCACGACGCAAGUUUAGACGACUAAAGAAUUAUGAAAAGAACUCCGGUCAUGCUGCACUUAGGGUACAGUCGUGGUGGCGGCAAAUUCUCGCAAAGAGGAGGUUGGCGACGCUGAAGAGACUGUACGCAAGCGCAAAAGCCAUUGCCGUUGAAAAGGAACGCCGCGAGCUUGCUGUCACAGUAAUACAGAGUCACUGGAGGAGACGAAAGGCGGAGCGGGAAACAAGAGUGGAGAGAAUGAAGGCCAGAGAGCUUCGACGUAAAAUUAAUGAGGCUCGCCGACGAAACGCAGCUGAGAAAAUUAAAACUUGGUGGCGCCUGCUUGUUGCCCGCGCGGAGCUUCAGCGUCUGAGGGAGGCACAAGCGGCCCGCGAGACGCGUCUUCGAGAGCACCAACGGAAGAUUGACGCGGCGACAAAGCUCCAGGCAUUUGGACGGAUGCUCAUCAUAAAGAGGGAGGCGGAGCCACUGCUGACAACGGCCCGCUUGAAUGCAGCCCGCGCAAUUUGUACAAGAGGUGCGGAAUCUCAGGCGGCGUCGAAGAUCCAACGCGCCUUCCGGGGCUACUACGCCAAGCGGCAGCUCAAGAAACUUCGCAGAGAACGCCGAAGAAGGCUUGAAGAGGCGCGGUGGGGUGCCCUUGCGACGGUUGCACAGCGGAUUGGUCGCGGCUUUCACCUCCGACAGAAACUUGGCCGCACUCUGCGAGAGAUGAAGUUGGCGGCGAUUGAGUUCUGUCAGAGAGAGCGGGCACUUGAACUGGCGGAUCGCGCGCGGGAGUCGACUUUUUCUGAGCCUGAACCAGCGAUGAUUUUUAUGGUUCGGGAAGAGUGCAGCGCUCCAGCGGUUUGCCAGCCCCUUGCCAAUGUUUUGGAAGGGACGGAGACGCUUCUUCCAGUCUCCGAUUCGCUUUCUAAAGAUGUAAAUAACAUGGAAGGAACCCCAAAUGAAUUGGGCGCUGCGGUGCCUGAUACAAAGAAAAUAAUUAGAAUGGAGGAGACUCCAAGGGAAGAACACAGUACGGAUCUAACUGAGGCAGUGCAGACACACCGACAGAAAUGGGGGAUAUGUCAAGACGGAGGAGUGCAGAAUGAAUGCCCGGAGAUGACAGCUGAUGAGGGAAAACCUUUUGGUCCACAGAAAACGGACGUUCUGCUGAUGAAAGUUGAGGGAGGAAAUGAGACGCGGUCAAAGGUUUCGCAUGUGUUACAGUAUCAAGCUGGAGAAGAAGGAGUCUUUCCGACCGCUCCCUCAGUUGUUUCUGAGGAAAUGAAACACGAAGAAAAGGCAGUAGAGGAGCCAUUGCAAGAACAGGGGACGACGGAGCACUCAGAAACUGAAUCCAUUCGCGAGGAGGGGGAGCGGUUAAAGAGACUUUCGGCUGCCAUCUGCUCAUGGGAGGAAGAAAAACUACGGGAAUUGGCAAAGAAAGAAGAGGAGGCAUUGCAAGAACAGGGGACGACGGAGCACUCAGAGACUGAAUCCAUUCGCGAGGAGGGGGAGCGGUUAAAGAGACUUUCGGUUGCCAUCUGCUCAUGGGAGGAAGAAAAACUACGGGAAUUGGCAGCACUUGAGCAGAGGCUGGCGGAAGGGGAGUUGCGCAUAGGCACUCAAAAGCUCGGGGACUCCGACGCCGCCGUGGAAGUAUCCAGGACAAGGUCAUGCGUAACAUCAGAUGCUGCAGUGUGUCGUACGUCUACACCGGAAUCAUCACCCACACCUGUGCAUAUGCCCUUGUCCACGUUGGCGCCGACAUCUUCACGGGAGGAGGGAGCUCGGAAGUUGGGCAGCCUAGAGGAGGCGUUGGCCAUUGAACGAGAGAAAAGACGGUGCGCUAUGGCGAAUGAGAAAAGUCUUCGCGAGGCACGUGAUGCAAUUUGCAUAAAGGCGAAUGAAUACCGUCUUCGGAAAAUUGCCGCGGCGGAGAGCCCCGAGGAAUUGAAGUCACUCGUCCCUCACCCACCUCUUACUCGCCGCCGGAAGGAUUUGAGGACACCCACACCGACGUACCCCGUCCCUUCGUUAACGGCUCUGCAAAUACGGCGGGAGCAGCGAGUGUGGAAUGCAGAGAGGAAGAAGGAAAUGGCUGCCUUGAACAUCACUCGUGUGGCGCGCGGCUAUCUUUGUCGUCAGUACUUUAGGGUGUUGAAGGCAAUAAUGAUGGAAUACGUGGAGUACAGGUUGGAUAUAGAUAGAGAGGAACCUCCCGUGUUGGAUCACGAAUUGCUGGACCGUUUUACCAAGAGGUACCGAGGAGAGGUGGAGCAGGCGCGUCUUGAGCGGUGCAUUACCAUCACACAGGCAUUUACGCGUGCUGCAGGAAGUGUGAUUAUGAUUGCCAACCGCAUGGGUGUUCUGAAAAUCCCGCAAGCCAUGUCUUCAAAGGUCCAUCAUCUUGAUAAUCCUUCCAUGACGUCAUUGAAGGGCUUCUUGCGUAUUGUUUUGGCGAAGAAAGAGAUUGCAGCUCGUAAGCAGGCUGUACAUGGUGCUUUGCAUCAAUUGAGGCAAGUCGAGGCCACUGCCACGCUGAAUGAUUUUGCAUGUGUGGUGCAAGCCAAAACUGAUCGUAUGGCACGUGGCCGGGCAGUUCGUGAUUAUUUACAAGAAAUGGAGGAUAGGGAUGCCGUUCAGAUGAGGGCCGUCGAUAAAAUUGUAAGCUUUUUGCUUUCAUUGGCUGCAAGAAAGGAGCUUUAUAUCCGUAAAAAAGCGUUUAGGGAACGCGUUCAAACUGAGGAGGCCGCCAGAAAGGUGCUUUCGUUUAUGCAGAUAUGUCACGCCAAAAAACAAUUAUGGAGGCUACGGUUGAUGGCGGGGGAAAAACGCACGAUGGACACCAAUGUCGAGGAAUUCCUGGAGCAUGCGGCGUUGCGGGUGCAGCGUGCGUACCGCUCUUACAGGGCACGCCGACUGGCGGAGGAGCAGCGUAAUGCGAAGGAGAAGUACUGGAAUACCAUACAAGCACAGGAAGAGGAGAUUACGGCGGCCAUGACUGCCAUUGCUGCAGAUGCGGCUGAUCCGACGGAGCUGUGGGCUAGCCUUGGCUGCCCCGUCUCUGGGGAAGUGGCGUCGGAACCAGACUCGGAUGUGGAGGAGUUGGUGCGGUUUGUGGUUCUGGUUCAACAGUGGGCACGAGGCUGGAUUGCGCGGCGGCGUGUAAAUGAACUUUGCCAACGACAUGAACGGAUAUUCUCAAACUGUGGGAAGCAGGAGGAGGAUGAAACUUCUGGCAAUGAAAGUGAUCAUUAA
Messenger RNA from Trypanosoma cruzi, 5160 nucleotides. RefSeq lists its product as uncharacterized. Gene Ontology annotation, molecular function: protein binding. Gene Ontology annotation, cellular component: spindle pole. The annotation marks the transcript as partial. NCBI's taxonomy places the organism in Eukaryota, Euglenozoa, Kinetoplastea, Trypanosomatida, Trypanosomatidae. Gene Ontology annotation, biological process: establishment of meiotic spindle localization; spindle organization; mitotic cell cycle. The transcript has a single exon. The record is from RefSeq and is a predicted model, not a curated record.